GGGAGCGCGGAGCGCCGCCCGGCGACCAGACUCCCGGCGUCUCCUCCCCCUGUCCCAGGCCCACUCCCAAACUUAAGUACACACUUCCCGGUUCCAACCCGAAUCUCUGCGUGAGGCUCCACACGUAGCAGCCGACGGCUCUUUAAAUAGGUCGGCCUUGUGCAAACAAUCCCAGACGCUGGGCUGGGGAAGGCGAGCGGAGGCAACCGCACGGUGCACGCAGAGGCGCGGCGGGUCAGCCGGCGGCCAAUAGCCGGGGCGCGGCCCGCCCCGACACCACCCCCUCGGGGAGCCUAUAAGUUGUCCGCGGCGCCCUGGGCGUCCGCCGCUCUGCGCCUCCCAGACCAUUUACUUUCCACCGCCUUCCGCGCCACUCCUACUGCGGGCAGCGGGACCUCAGCACGCACUCAGCCUGCCAGCUCCCGCCCGCACUCGUCUGCCAGUGCGGACCAGGGGUCCCGGCUCUCGCGAGAAGUGGAUCGCUGCGAGGCGGUGCGGGUGCUGGAGCCCGCGCGGGCCCUGGAGGGGCCGAAGAUGGGGUGGUGCACUAUAAGGCCGCAGCAGCUGCUGCUGCUCGUGGUGCUGGUGCUCCAGCCCUGGAAUUCCUGCCUGGGUGCAGACUCCGAAAAGCCCUCCAUCAUCCCCACAGAUAAAUUAUUAGUCAUAACUGUAGCAACAAAAGAAAGUGAUGGAUUCCAUCGAUUUAUGCAGUCAGCCAAAUACUUCAAUUAUACUGUGAAGGUCCUUGGUCAAGGAGAAGAGUGGAGAGGUGGUGAUGGAAUUAACACUAUUGGAGGGGGCCAAAAAGUGAGAUUAAUGAAAGAAGUCAUGGAAAAUUAUGCCAAUCAAGAGGAUCUCAUUAUCUUGUUUACUGAAUGCUUUGAUGUUAUAUUUGCUGGUGGUCCAGAAGAAGUUCUAAAAAAGUUCCAAAAGUCAAACCACAAGGUGGUCUUUUCAGCAGAUGGAAUUCUGUGGCCAGAUAAAAGACUCGCCGACAAGUAUCCCAUUGUGCACAUUGGGAAACGCUACCUAAAUUCAGGAGGAUUUAUUGGUUAUGCUCCAUAUAUUAACCGUAUAGUUCAACAGUGGAAUCUCCAAGAUAAUGAUGAUGAUCAGUUAUUUUACACUAAAAUUUACAUCGAUCCACUGAAGAGGGAAGCUCUUAACAUCACAUUGGAUCACAAAUGCAAAAUUUUCCAGACAUUAAAUGGAGCUGUAGAUGAAGUUGUUUUGAAAUUUGAAAAUGGCAAAGCUCGAGCUAAGAAUGUAUUUUAUGAAACAUUACCAGUGGCGAUUAAUGGAAAUGGACCCACCAAGAUUCUCCUAAAUUAUUUUGGAAACUAUGUUCCUAAUGCAUGGACGCAAGAUAAUGGCUGCACUCUUUGUGACGUGGAUACAAUUGACUUGUCUGCAGUAGAUGUCCACCCAAAUGUAACAAUAGGUGUUUUUAUUGAGCAACCAACCCCUUUUCUACCUCGAUUUCUGGACACAUUGUUGACACUGGAUUACCCAAAAGAAGCACUUAAACUCUUUAUUCAUAACAAAGAAGUUUAUCAUGAAAAGAACAUCAAAGUAUUUUUUGAUAAAGCUAAACAUGAAAUUACUACUAUAAAAAUAGUAGGACCAGAAGAAAACCUAAGUCAAGCUGAAGCCAGAAACAUGGGAAUGGAUUUUUGCCGUCAAGAUGAAAACUGUAAUUAUUACUUUAGUGUGGAUGCAGAUGUUGUUUUGACAAAUCCAAGGACUUUAAAAAUUUUGAUUGAACAAAACAGAAAGAUCAUUGCUCCUCUUGUAACUCGUCAUGGAAAGUUGUGGUCCAACUUCUGGGGGGCAUUGAGUCCUGAUGGAUAUUAUGCUCGAUCUGAAGAUUAUGUAGAUAUUGUUCAAGGGAACAGAGUAGGGAUAUGGAAUGUCCCAUACAUGGCUAAUGUAUACUUAAUUAAAGGAAAGACACUCCGGUCAGAGAUGAAUGAAAGGAACUAUUUUGUUCGUGAUAAAUUGGAUCCUGAUAUGGCACUUUGCCGAAAUGCUAGAGAAAUGGGUGUGUUUAUGUACGUUUCUAAUAGACAUGAAUUUGGAAGACUGUUAUCAACUGCUAAUUAUAAUAUCUCCCAUUAUCACAAUGACCUCUGGCAGAUAUUUGAAAAUCCUGUGGACUGGAAGGAAAAAUAUAUAAACCGUGAUUAUUCAAAGAUUUUCACUGAAAAUAUUGUCGAACAGCCCUGUCCAGAUGUUUUUUGGUUUCCUAUAUUUUCUGAAAAAGCCUGUGAUGAAUUGGUGGAAGAAAUGGAGCAUUAUGGCCAGUGGUCUGGGGGGAAGCAUCAUGAUAGCCGUAUAUCUGGUGGUUAUGAAAAUGUCCCAACUGAUGAUAUCCACAUGAAGCAAAUUGAUCUGGAAAAUGUAUGGCUUCAUUUUAUCCGGGAGUUUAUUGCACCCGUUACACUGAAGGUCUUCGCAGGCUAUUACACGAAGGGGUUUGCGUUAUUGAAUUUUGUAGUAAAAUAUUCCCCAGAAAGACAGCGCUCUCUUCGCCCUCAUCAUGACGCUUCUACAUUUACCAUCAACAUUGCACUCAAUAAUGUGGGAGAAGAUUUUCAGGGAGGUGGAUGCAAAUUUCUAAGGUACAAUUGCUCUAUUGAGUCACCAAGAAAAGGCUGGAGUUUCAUGCAUCCUGGGAGACUCACACAUUUGCAUGAAGGACUUCCUGUUAAAAAUGGAACGAGAUACAUCGCUGUGUCCUUUAUAGAUCCCUAAGUUAUUUACUUUGCAGUGAAUUGAAUUCUCUGGUGGAAUGGAUGACUGGCAUGAAUAUGUCUUUGAAGUUGUGCUUGAGAAGAUAAGCCGAAUAUUUAAAUAACUUUCACAGAACAACUUCACUUUUGGGCCAAACAUUUGAAAAACUUUUUAUAAAAAAUUGUUUGAUAUUUCUUAGUGUCUGCUCUGAGCCUUAAAACACAGAUUGAAGGAGAGUAAGGAAAAAAAUGUAAAAGCAAAUAUUUAUUUCUAUGCCUUACUGUCUCUGAGAAUAAUGACAAUUUUCUGAAUUUGUCUUUCAGUUGAUAAAGUAUUCAGGUACAGAUGUACCCAUGACAAAUGAGACUAAUGAUAUUUUCUUAAAAGGAUGGAAAGAAUUUUAUUUGUCAAUAUGUAUGGAAAAUGGAUAUAAAUGAAAAUUUCAAAAAUUUCCAUUUUUUAAAUGCUGAAAAACUGGAGUUAUAACUGAAUUUAUAUGCAACUAGUUGUGGGAGGGCUUUUUUGACCACCUAACCUUUUACAGUGGUUACUGAAGGACCAAUAUGAUGCAGUGUUUUUCCUUAAGAAACUCAGUACAAAAUUCAACUGAAGCGCAUAUCCAGUGGAAAACAUUUUUGUUUAGAUUGUCAGAAUUUUUUUUUAACAUUUGCAUUAGAAAUCAAGUCUCAUGUUCCUUCAGAUGAAUUUUUCAAGGUGGAUUACAUUAAGUAGAUGUUAGAUUUAGGAAAACUGUCAAGCCUUUCGAUUUUGUAAAGUACAGAAAGUAUUAACUUAAGAUCAGCAAGUGUCCUUAAGUCAAUAUAGGUAUUUUUGAAAAUUCUAGAAAAUAAUAAGGAAAAAGAAAAUUUCAUUGAUAUUAGUAGUAACAUUUUAUGAUUAAAAAAAACUCUUUUAAGUACUUGAAUAUUAUAUCAGGAAAAUAAAGUUGGUGAGCCUUUUCUUCUUCCCUUUUGCCCUUGUCUUCCUCCUUACUCUUUUUUUAGGGAGGGUGAUUUACUUUCUUGUCUUCCCAGCAUAGUCUCCUUUUUAUCCUUCUUACUCUUUUUAUUACUUUCCCUUUAUCCCACUUUUAAAAAAUUCCCCAACACAAAAAAAAUUUGUGACUUGAUUUUUUUUUUUUACCAUUAUUCUGAGUGAGGUUUAAAUAUCCUUAUUGUAGCUACUGUUUUUAAUUUAAAGGUUAAACUUGAAAAAAAUUUUAAGUCAUGGUGCCAAAUUUCAUUUUUCUAACACCAUGUGUUAGAAAAUUAUGAAAAAUAAAAUAAUUUAAAAUGA
Molecule: messenger RNA, 4029 nt
Organism: Sus scrofa (pig)
Lineage: Eukaryota; Metazoa; Chordata; Mammalia; Artiodactyla; Suidae
Gene: PLOD2
Product: procollagen-lysine,2-oxoglutarate 5-dioxygenase 2
Biological process (GO): peptidyl-lysine hydroxylation
Cellular component (GO): endoplasmic reticulum
Molecular function (GO): iron ion binding; L-ascorbic acid binding; procollagen-lysine 5-dioxygenase activity
Source: RefSeq, a predicted model, not a curated record